AUGGAACCUGUGAUCAGCGUCGUCAAGGGUUUCCGGGGCAUGCCCAAGGUGGAAUAUCUUGGUCACAAGAUAUCGCACGAUGGACUAGAGGCGAACCCGAAGGAUCUGUCGGCGUUGACCGAUCUUGUGUUUCCCGAUUAUGUGAUUUACGUGUCUGUACUACAUGAACUGAGGGAGAUCGAUUAUGCUGCGAUGGAGAAGAAUGUGAAUCGAAGCCGAAUCCAGAUGGCGCUGGCAUCCUUCAAGGUGUUAAACGAGAAGAACGCGGCAACGCCGAUCCUUCGUCACUUUGAUCAGGAUCGGAGGCUAUACCAGUUGUAUAUGCCAGAGAUUGGCCGAUCUCCGGAGUGUGAUCAGAUCUACUAUCCAGUGAUGUUCGCGAGCCGUACGGUAAAGUUCAACGAGUUAAACUAUGGGAUCACAGAAAAGGAGAUGUUAUUGUUGCAGAUCCUGGAUCUCAACUAUAAUACUCUGGUUGGGAGGCCGAUCCGACAGCGGACGCAACAUUCAACACUGGAUUAG
This is a messenger RNA of Phytophthora megakarya, 522 nucleotides long. NCBI's taxonomy places the organism in Eukaryota, Oomycota, Peronosporomycetes, Peronosporales, Peronosporaceae. The record is from the annotation of a GenBank genome assembly.